Molecule: messenger RNA, 1013 nt
Organism: Trifolium pratense (red clover)
Lineage: Eukaryota; Viridiplantae; Streptophyta; Magnoliopsida; Fabales; Fabaceae
Product: peptidyl-prolyl cis-trans isomerase FKBP20-2, chloroplastic
Exons: 7
Coding region: 66-812 (248 amino acids)
Molecular function (GO): peptidyl-prolyl cis-trans isomerase activity
Source: RefSeq, a predicted model, not a curated record
CUGAAAAAAUCUUAUUAUCCAAACCAAACAGAGAAUAUUAUUAUAGUCAUCCUGUCUUGUCUGUCAUGCUACUGCUCUUAUCUUCAACAUCCUCUUCUUCACUCAUGCAAUCUUUUCCGUUAAAAUUCCUUUGUGCUGUACAAGGACAAGGAGAAUCAACUCAUCGAAGCACUAAUCAAAAACCGAAGGAUUACAUAGUGCAGGAUGAGAAAGUAUUAAGGAGGAAACUUAUGAUUUCUGUUUUGGUCUCAACUUGUGUUUUUCCAACAUUAUCUUCUCAUGCGAAGACCAAAAGUAUUAAUCCGUAUAAUGAAAAACGUGUGCUACAACAAAAUAAGAAUAUACAAAAACAAAACAAUGCACCAGACGACUUCCCAAAUUUUAUUAGAGAAGGUUUUGAAGUUAAAGUGAUAACACCAGAUAACUAUAUAACGCGUGAUUCAGGGCUAAUAUACCGAGAUUAUGAAGUUGGUACAGGUGAUUGUCCAAAGGAUGGUCAGCAGGUCACAUUUCACUAUGUUGGCUAUAACGAAUCUGGCCGCCGUAUUGACAGUACUUAUUUGCAAGGCACUCCUGCUAAAAUUCGCAUGGGUAACAAGGCUUUGGUUCCAGGAUUUGAGGAAGGAAUUAGAGACAUGAAAGCAGGUGGAAAGAGAAGAAUAAUCAUUCCUCCUGAUCUUGGACCCCCGGUAGGACCUUCAACAUUUUUCAGCUCAAAACAAUUUGAAGUUUUUGAUGUUGAAUUAUUAAGCAUACAAAGCUGUGAAAGAAGAGUGAUAGUAGGAUUUUAUUCUGAUGUUGUAUGCACUUGAGAUAAGGCUGCAAUAUUUACAGCAAAAAUAUUAGCUAGGAACAAAAUUAUGAUCUUGCUUUAAGGCUAUUAUUGUUAAGUAUUCUUUAUUGUUAUGGUUUGUAACCAUGUCAAUCAUUGAGAAAGGAACAUAUGUAUUAUGAAAAUACUUAUGAAAUUUUCAUAGUAGAAUCAUCUUAUAUUCAUGAUGGUUCAUCAACAA